AGAGGCAAAGCUCAGGGCUCCUCUGACGGCACGUCUUCACCAUGAGUGGGUGCCCAUUUUUAGGAAGCAGCUUUGGAUAUGCUUUUAAAAACCUCUCUGUACAAGGCAGUGAAGAAGACAAAUCACAAAUGGGUGUGAAUAGAGCCAGUAAAGGGGGACUUAUCUAUGGGAACUACCUGCAAUUGGAAAAAGUUUUGAACGCGCAGGAACUUCAAAGUGAAAUAAAAGGAAAUAAAAUCCAUGAUGAGCAUCUUUUCAUCAUAACUCAUCAAGCUUAUGAACUCUGGUUUAAGCAGAUCCUCUGGGAAUUGGAUUCUGUUCGCGAGAUCUUUCAGCAUGGCCAUGUCAGGGAUGAGAGGAACAUGCUAAAGGUGGUAACCCGAAUGCACCGCGUGGUGGUGAUUCUCAAGCUCUUGGUCCAGCAGUUUUCCGUCCUGGAGACCAUGACAGCCUUGGACUUCAACGACUUCAGAGAGUACUUAUCCCCGGCAUCAGGCUUCCAGAGUCUGCAGUUCCGACUGUUAGAAAACAAGAUAGGGGUUCUUCAGAGCUUGAGGGUCCCUUACAACAGAAGACACUACCGUGAUAACUUCAGGGGAGAAGACAACGAGCUACUGCUGAAGUCCGAGCAGGAAAGGACCCUCCUGCAGCUGGUGGAGGCAUGGCUGGAAAGAACCCCAGGUUUAGAGCCACAUGGAUUUAACUUCUGGAGAAAGUUUGAAAACAACAUUGUCAAAGGCCUGGAUGAAGAAUUCACAAGAAUUCAGGCCAAGGAAGAGUCAGAGGAAAAGGAGGAACAAAAGGCUGAAUUUCAGAAGCAGAAAGAGGUGUUGCUAUCCUUAUUUGAUGAGAAACGCCAUGAGCAUCUCCUUAGUAAAGGAGAGAGACGGCUAUCAUACAAAGCACUUCAGGGGGCCUUGAUGAUAUACUUUUACAGGGAAGAGCCCAGGUUCCAGGUCCCUUUCCAGCUGCUGACCUCCCUCAUGGACGUGGACUCGCUCAUGACCAAGUGGAGAUACAGCCACGUGUGCGUGGUGCACCGGCUGUUGGGGAGCAAGGCGGGCACCGGCGGGUCCUCGGGGUACCAGUACCUGCGCUCCACGGUGAGUGACAGGUACAAGGUGUUUGUAGAUUUAUUUAAUCUCUCAACAUAUCUGGUUCCCCGACACUGGAUACCGAAGAUGAACCCAAUUAUCCAUAAGUUCCUUUACACAGCUGAAUACUGUGACAGCUCUUACUUCAGCAGUGAUGAAUCAGAUUAA
Messenger RNA from Balaenoptera ricei (Rice's whale), 1262 nucleotides. It is a transcript of the gene TDO2, whose product is annotated as tryptophan 2,3-dioxygenase. Lineage: Eukaryota; Metazoa; Chordata; Mammalia; Artiodactyla; Balaenopteridae. The transcript has 12 exons. Gene Ontology annotation, molecular function: metal ion binding; heme binding; L-tryptophan 2,3-dioxygenase activity. The coding region runs from base 42 to 1262 and encodes 406 amino acids. The record is from RefSeq and is a predicted model, not a curated record.